This is a messenger RNA of Choloepus didactylus (southern two-toed sloth), 699 nucleotides long. RefSeq names its product ATPase H+ transporting V1 subunit F (gene ATP6V1F). Gene Ontology annotation, cellular component: membrane; proton-transporting V-type ATPase, V1 domain. Gene Ontology annotation, molecular function: proton-transporting ATPase activity, rotational mechanism. The coding region runs from base 69 to 428 and encodes 119 amino acids. The record is from RefSeq and is a predicted model, not a curated record. Lineage: Eukaryota; Metazoa; Chordata; Mammalia; Pilosa; Megalonychidae. Gene Ontology annotation, biological process: proton transmembrane transport. The transcript has 2 exons.
GGGGACGCCUAGGGAGGCGGGGCUUUGGUUCCUUCCGGAGAACGGGUGAACUCUACCUGGGUACGCGGAUGGCGGGGCGAGGGAAGCUAAUCGCUGUGAUCGGAGACGAGGACACGGUGACUGGCUUUCUACUGGGCGGCAUAGGGGAGCUUAACAAGAACCGCCACCCUAAUUUCCUGGUGGUGGAGAAGGACACACCCAUCAAUGAGAUCGAAGACACUUUCCGGCAGUUUCUAAACCGGGAUGACAUCGGCAUCAUCCUCAUCAACCAGUACAUCGCCGAGAUGGUGCGGCACGCGCUAGACGCCCACCAGCGCUCCAUUCCCGCCGUUCUGGAGAUCCCAUCCAAGGAGCACCCCUAUGACGCCGCCAAGGACUCCAUCCUGCGCAGGGCCAGGGGCAUGUUUACUGCUGAAGACCUGCGCUAACAGCCUCCCCGCAGCCCCCCAGCCCCUCCCUGGUCUUGCCAUCAGCCCUUCUCUGCAUUUUGAGCCUCUGAUUUCCAACUCCCUGCCCCUUCCCACUCCAUUGAGAGGCUAGGUGAGGUGCUGUGAGUUGCUGGGGUGCUGCCACUAAAAUCAAGACUAGAUAGGGAACAGGAAGCUUGACCCUCUCCCCUCUUCCACUGCCUCUUUCCUGCACGGUCACACAGUGUAUUGUUGAUGUUAAAUUAAAGUAAUAUUCUUGGUUCCCUCUAAA